GUGUUUGCCUAGAGAGGCCACUCCCGGACAAGAGGGGAACUGAGGCUUCCGCUCAGCCAAGAGGCAAGAUGGCCACAGCUGGGGGCGGCUCUGUGGCCGGUCCGGGAAGUCGGAGUUUCCUUCGCCUUCUGCCUUUCUGCGUUCUUCUUGCAGGUUUGUGCAAAGGAAACUCAGUGGAGAGGAAGAUCUACAUCCCUUUAAAUAAAACAGCUCCCUGUGUCCGUCUGCUCAAUGCCACUCAUCAGAUUGGCUGCCAGUCUUCCGUUAGCGGGGACACAGGGGUUAUCCACGUAGUAGAGAAGGAAGAGGACCUGCAAUGGGUGUUGACCGAUGGCCCUAACCCCCCUUACAUGGUUCUGCUGGAAGGCACACUCUUUACCAGGAAUCUGAUGGAGAAGCUGAAAGGGAGAACCGGCCGAAUUGCUGGUCUUGCAGUGUCUUUAGCCAAACCCAGUCCCACCUCCGGCUUCUCUCCUAGUGUACAGUGUCCCAAUGAUGGGUUUGGAAUUUACUCCGACUCCUAUGGGCCAGAGUUUGCUCACUGCAGAGAGAUACUGUGGAACUCCCUGGGCAAUGGCUUGGCUUAUGAAGACUUUAGUUUCCCCAUCUUCCUUCUUGAAGAUGAAGAUGAAACUAAUAUCAUUAAACAGUGCUACCGAGAUCACAACCUGAGUCAGAAUGGCUCGGCUCCGGCCUUCCCGCUGUGUGCCAUGCAGCUCUUCUCACACAUGCAUGCUGUCAUCAGCACUGUCACCUGCAUGCGGCGCAGCUCCAUCCAGAGCACCUUCAGCAUCAACCCAGAAAUCGUCUGUGAUCCCCUCUCCGACUACAAUGUGUGGAGCAUGCUUAAGCCUAUAAAUACAUCUGGGACGUUGGAGCCUGGUGACAGGGUUGUGGUGGCUGCCACCCGACUGGACAGUCGUUCCUUUUUCUGGAAUGUGGCCCCAGGGGCGGAGAGUGCUGUUGCCUCCUUCGUCACCCAGCUGGCUGCCGCUGAAGCUCUGCAGAAGGCACCCGAUGUGACCACCCUGCCCCGCAAUGUCAUGUUUGUCUUCUUCCAAGGGGAAACUUUUGACUACAUUGGCAGCUCAAGAAUGGUCUACGAUAUGGAGAAGGGCAAGUUUCCUGUGCAGUUAGAGAACAUUGACUCAUUCGUGGAGCUGGGACAGGUGGCCUUAAGAAAUUCGCUAGCGCUUUGGAUGCACACAGACCCCAUGUCUCAGAAAAAUGAAACUGUACACAACCAGGUGGAGGAGCUCCUGACCACGCUGGAGAAGAGUGGUGCCGGCGUCCCCACCGUCGUCCUCAGGAGGCCGAAUCAGAUGCAGCCUCUCCCCCCAUCUUCUCUGCAGCGAUUUCUUCGCGCUCGAAACAUCUCUGGCGUUGUUCUUGCCGACCACUCCACUGUCUUCCAUAACCACUACUACCAGAGCGUUUACGACACUGCUGAGAACAUUAACGUGAGCUACCCUGCGUGGCAGAGCCCUGAAGAGGACCUGAACUUUGUGACAGACACUGCCAAGGCUCUGGCAGAUGUGGCCACGGUGCUGUCACGUGCACUGUACCAGCUUGCAGGAGGAACCAACUUCAGCAAUACCAUUCAGGCUGAUCCCAAAACGGUUACCCGCCUGCUCUACGGGUUCCUGGUUAGAGCCAACAACUCAUGGUUCCAGUCCAUCCUCAGGCAAGACCUAAGGUCCUACUUGGGCGACGGGCCUCUUCAGCAUUACAUAGCCGUCUCCAGCCCCACCAACACCACAUACAUCGUGCAGUAUGCCCUGGCAAAUUUGACUGGCAAGGUGAUGGACCUUACCCGAGAGCAGUGCCAGGAUCCAAGUAAAAUCCCCACUGAAAACAAAGACCUGUAUGAGUACGCUUGGGUUCAGGGCCCUUUGAAUCCCAAUGAGACAGACCGGCUGCCCCGGUGUGUGCGUUCCACGGCACGACUGGCCAGGGCCUUGUCCCCUGCCUUUGAACUGAGGCAGUGGGGCUCUACUGAGUACUCCACAUGGACUGAGAGCCGCUGGAAAGACAUCCGCGCCCGGAUAUUUCUGAUAGCCAGCAAAGAACUGGAGUUCAUCACUCUCAUGGUGGGCUUCGGCAUCCUCGUCUUCUCUCUCGUUGUCACCUACUGCAUCAAUGCCAAAGCCGACGUCCUUUUCAUUGCUCCCCGGGAACCGGGAUCUGUGUCUUACUGAAGAGGACCCCAGCUUUUCCUGCCAGCUCUGCAGUUCACUUCCUAGAUCACCUGUCCCACCGAGACAUAAACCACUAGUUUGUCACUGGAGCCUCUCUGGGUCUGACUCAGACUAACAUUAAAGAAGUGGAACUGCCCAAAAGAGACCAUGAGAGAUAAAUAUAUCACCCCCUGCCCCAUCUCCCCAUCCCCGUUUCCCCUUCCCUGUUUCUUCUUCCUCACCCUGGCCAGAUCCCAGGAUGACAGAUAGAAGCCGCUUGCUCCUGUUUGACUCCUAGCUACCCCUGUAACUUACACCCUUCUUCAGGACCCUUCUCUUUCUGUGCUGCCCUGUACCUCCCUCUGCUCUCCACCCCCCCACCCCCACCCUGUGUACUCAUCCACCCUCCUGACCCGGAGGGACACGAAAGUUUGAAUGCCAGGAGCAAACUACAGGAAGUCCUGGGGACGAGGACAGGGGAGAUCUGCGGCUGAGCCUGCGGUCUCCCUCCUGCUGUCCUGUCUCCAGGCCCUUAGAUGGCACAUCAGGGUAGGUGUGCUGCCCGGCGGGUACCCCACCUCCAGCCCACAGUGCUCGGUUGUAAUUUGUAUUAAGCUGUAAUAUUGAUUUUUUUUUCCCCUGUGUGUGUGUGUGUGAGAGUGUGUGUGUGUGUGUGUGUGUGUAAAUAUAUAAAUAGCGAGUUUCAUUAAAACGAACUCUCCCACA
Messenger RNA from Phacochoerus africanus (Common warthog), 2903 nucleotides. RefSeq names its product nicastrin (gene NCSTN). The coding region runs from base 69 to 2198 and encodes 709 amino acids. Gene Ontology annotation, cellular component: membrane. NCBI's taxonomy places the organism in Eukaryota, Metazoa, Chordata, Mammalia, Artiodactyla, Suidae. The record is from RefSeq and is a predicted model, not a curated record. The transcript has 17 exons. Gene Ontology annotation, biological process: Notch receptor processing; protein processing.